Molecule: messenger RNA, 828 nt
Organism: Pestalotiopsis fici W106-1
Lineage: Eukaryota; Fungi; Ascomycota; Sordariomycetes; Amphisphaeriales; Sporocadaceae
Exons: 5
Coding region: 1-828 (275 amino acids)
Molecular function (GO): zinc ion binding; oxidoreductase activity, acting on single donors with incorporation of molecular oxygen; ferrous iron binding
Source: RefSeq, a predicted model, not a curated record
AUGUCGGCUAAGAAAGCCCCCGUUUACUUCUUUAGCCAUGGCGGCCCGACGGUGCAAUAUGAAAAGGGCCACCCAGUAUAUCCGAUACUUCAAGGCAUCGGCCAGGAAAUUACCAAAAAGGUGAAGCCUACGGCAAUUGUCGUCUUUUCGGGGCACUGGGAAGGAUCUCGGGACACUAUUGAGGUGAAUACGGCGGAACAUACCGAUUUGAUCUACGACUUUUAUGGAUUCCCAUCGUAUUUUUAUGAGGCAGAGUAUCCCAACAGGGGCAGCCCAGAACUGGCAAACAAAAUCCUCGGUCUUCUCAAAGACGCCGGCAUCAAGGCCAAAGGUGUCACCCGAGGUCUGGACCAUGGUGUUUGGUCGGGUUUCCAUGUUGCUUUCAAUCCAGAGGAGAACCCUCUGAACGUACCGCUAGUCCAAGUUAGCUUGUUCCACAGCGAAGAUCCCGACCAACACUAUCGCCUCGGCCAGGCUGUGGCUUCACUGCGCGACGAGAACAUCGUGAUUAUUGGCGCAGGCAUGUCGGUACAUAAUCUCAGAGACAUGUUUGCAUCGCGCGGGAACCCAGGGCCGAUGCCUUACACGGUGUCCUUUGACGAAGCUUUGAAAGAUGCCACCGAGGCGCCACCGGCUGAGCGACAGGCCCGCAUGGCCGAGGCUGCUAGGCGUCCCGAUGCGAAGCAAGCACAUCCGUGGAUGGACCACCUCAUGCCAGUGUAUGUUGCGGCGGGUGCGGCAAGCGAGGAGCAAGGAACACGGACCUGGACCUUGCAUGAAGGCAGUAUGGGUUGGAGUCAGUACAGAUUUGGAGAGGUGCCUGCUUGA